Messenger RNA from Strongylus vulgaris, 921 nucleotides. Lineage: Eukaryota; Metazoa; Nematoda; Chromadorea; Rhabditida; Strongylidae. The record is from the annotation of a GenBank genome assembly.
CCUCGAAUGAAACGCCUAUCUCUUGGACGACUGCUCCUCUAUGUAUUCCUAGGUCUUGUAGCCAGAAAAAUCAUCAUUGCUCUCAUAUCCAUGCACUAUGUGCAUAUGCACAAAGAUGAAGUCAGCUUUAAUGCGAUGAUAUUCUUUGGGUUGUCAAGUCCUAAAAUGAUGUCUAGCGAAAGCUUCAAAGCUACAGUGAAUUCUCUACCUCCAAACGAAGAAGCAUUUGUUCUGAUUCUUAACUCGCACGCUUUAAAUAUGACGCUAAACUGGUUAUGCAAUACUGAAGGAUUAGAAGGUGUUCACAAUAAAUCCCUAGAUACUUUUUGGGCGGAAAGUUUGUCUAAUGUAGAUGUAGAAACAAGACGAGAAGACAUUGUUUUCGACAGAGCAUCCGAAGUUGGAGAUUUGAUAGCCGGUGGUUACUACUAUGCAAAGCCAAGCCUGUCUUCCCUGGCCUACUUUGAAAGGUUGGCUUGGGAUAUCUCGUGGUGGUACGCACCUGACAAUGCCUACAUGACGUUCCUAUGCGAGCUUUCCGGCUUAGCGAACUGUGGUGGUCUGCCGUUUAGCUUGAUCACCAACUGGCACUGGUUGCAUGCUGAACCCUCAAACACCUCACCAUCUUUUAUUCAAUUUGAUGGCGAAACAAAUCUUGGAGGAAAGCUAGGAAAGAUGAAACGGCUAGGUUUUUACUUUCUGGAAGAAGAUGGAAAGACCUGCAAUCGAACAUCUGUAGAGGAUGCCUACAGAAUCCUCAAUGAGCGCACAUCAAACUGGUCGCAUUUAGCAUCAUCAAGUCAAAAACAAUUUAAAUUUUAUCAGAAUGUUGUUGACUCAAUGUACAGUAACUCAUUUACCAGGUGGUUUCUCAAUCGAUUUAUGUUCCCUUAUGCUCAUUAUUGUAUGUUGUCAUUUUAA